Messenger RNA from Sphaeroforma arctica JP610, 591 nucleotides. RefSeq lists its product as hypothetical. The record is from RefSeq and is a predicted model, not a curated record. Lineage: Eukaryota; Ichthyosporea; Ichthyophonida. Bases 1 to 591 code for a protein of 196 amino acids. The transcript has 2 exons.
AUGAAUAACGUAACUAAAGACUUUGCAGCGGCGACGGGUGGGUGCAACUCAACUCUUGGCGAUGGUAGCAGUUACAACAGUAUGUUUGAAAACGUAAACAGUACCAACGACUUUGGCUGCUCGAAUGACUUCAUCCAAGCCUGGAGCCUUUUGGGAAAAACUGGAACUCGCUACGAUACUUUUAAAGUGUUCAGGCUUUUGAAAAAUCACUCCGACCCGAUUGAGCUACCGUGGUCGCGAGCGGCAUUGUGGGCAGGACAGAAUGUAAAUCCCAUGAAUACUUUUGAUGGAGUUUCGCACAAUGGUCUGGCAAAGCAUUUCCCCGAGUUUAUCGUCAGAAAUUUGUCUUUGGACGAAACAAACCUGGCAGGUUUGGAGUACUUUAGUCUAAUCGAUAUGUUUGCUACAAAUACAACAACCAAUUACCCAUCGCCAACGUCAUCUCUACCGCCAACAUAUCCCUAUCGCCAACGCCGUCGCAGUCGCCAAAUUCUCCAUCGCAAUGCAACGGAAGCGGCAUUCAUACUCCGUAUUCGCUUUAUGAAUACAAAUGCUGCCGGUCGCGAGCCCAAAAUGAUAGCUGUAGACUAA